AUGAACUACGACUCCAAAAGUCAGAACUCCGUCAGCUUUUGCCUCUCGAAAGAUCUAAAACUGCCGAUCAGAUUUCGAAUAAAUGGGCUCAACGACUACACCCAAAGGAUUGCGCAAUCUCUCUCCCUUGAUAAGCAGAGUGCCACUUCACGAAUAAUACAGGCCAAGCUUAAGGACCAGCCAAUUAGUGAGAUUUACGUUUAUGUCUAUGUAGAAUCUUCCGGGAAGCAGCUUACUGUCCCCGUCCUGACCAGCGUGGCUUAUUCAAACGGGAAUUCCAAAAAUUCGUCACGUGGAAACUGGAUCCAUCUGCCAAUAGAUUAUUCACAGCUACCUCUUGACGCCGUUCUUGUUUUAUCCCUUUUCAAUUACAAGCUGAAAACGGGUUCAGAAAACCGAUUGGGAGAGUCCAGAUUGCACUUGUUCAACCAGGAAAACUGCACGCUUAUGAAAGGCUAUCAGAGGCUGAAAGUGGAUUUUGCAGACGGGAAAACUGAGCUUGAUCAACAGAAGCAGAGCCAAAUGCAAAUACUGGAGGCCAAGCUUAAACAGAGGGAACAUGGUGAAGCUGGUGCUGCUGAGUGGCUCGAUCAAUUAACAUCUCGCAGAAUGGAGCAGAUAAAUGCCAAAGAAGCCGCUAAACUCAAACAACAGCUAUUGAUAACCAAAAGGACGGGGGAUGUGCACAUCAACUUGGAGCUGGCUCAGUUUGAGAUCCCAAUCGUAUACUCUGAUGUUAAAUAUGCCACUUUGAACAUCACUACCUCUGAAUCGCACGUCAUGAAUGCAGUGGCCAGAAACAGUGUCAGCAAUAGAGAUCAGUUGUUUAACGAGAUACAGUUCAGCAACCUUGAGGACCUAGAAAAACAGAAAAGACCAACCAUUUUUGAUCCGGACCAGUACAGAUCGGAGAUCAUCGAGGAACCUAUCGAAAGCAAAUUCAGAAGAUUGGAGAGAACUCACCAAUCCUCGUCACUAGAUAAAGACAUCAAGCCUACACUGAAGUUGAGGGCUGAGCUUACCAAGAUUUUGCACAAACAGUUUUUUGAAAAGCUCAGCCAGAAGGAAAAGAACAUGAUAUGGAAGUACAGGUUUUUCUUGUUGAACAAUCUGAUCCUAAACAAAAAUAACACUGAAUUUAACAAUUUUGUGAUCAACUUUAUCAAGUGUAUUGAUUGGGAUGAUGAUUUUGAGGUUAAUGAGUUCCUGGUGAUCAUAAACAACUUGAACACCGACCCGUAUUCUAAUGUGUUUAUCCGAAAGAUGGAGAUUGUCGAUUGUCUUGAGCUGCUCAGUGCAAAUUACAAGAAUUACAUUGUCAGGAACAUGGCGCUGGAACGUCUUAGACUGGCUUCUAAUGAUGACUUGGAAAUGUAUAUGGUUCAACUGGUUCAGUGUAUUAGAAAUGAAGCAAAUUACUUGAGCCCGAGGACAGAUAUUGAUGAUGAUGGUGAAGGAGACAACAACUCCGAAGAGAAUUCUGAGUUCUUGGACUUUGAAGACUCAACAUACACUACCAAUUCCAGCGAGUUUCAAGUCAUAAACACCGAAGAAGAAGACCCAGUAAUCAAGCUGCUCAACAAUCCUAACAUAACGAACCCGGAAAAAAAGAUAAUCGAGAAACUGCCAAGGUUGCAAUCACCUCUGGCCAAUUUUUUGAUUGAACGCUCAGUCAACAGUGAAAGACUGUCCAAUUUCUUCUACUGGAACCUCAAGGUUGAAGUGGAUGACGAGCGAGAAAGAUAUAGAUUUGCACCAGGAAAUAACAGAGCAGCUAACGCAGUCGAACAAGCAGAGUAUGCUCCUGACCAAGCUGCGCGUGGGUCACAAGUUCCAGCAACUCACGUCAAGCAUAUAUUUCUUCGAACGCUGCUUCAUUUCGUUGCUAAGUUGGGAGUGAGCAAAAAUGGCUCAGACAAAAUAUGGACUCUUAGAAACCAGGUGGAGCUUAUAGGAAGAUUGCAUUCAAUUUCAAAAACAAUCAAAGUCGAUUUUAAGAAGGAUCCUACGCAGAAAAAAAUUGAGGCACUUAAGACUCUUCUGGCUCAAAAGUUCAAGGCGACAAAGCUCAAGUCGUCUAAAAAAUCCAUAUCAGAGUACGAAUCGCUUUUGGAUUUUGGGCCUGUCCAGCUUCCUUUGGAUCCAAGUAUUUAUGUGAUAGGAACCAUUCCUGAGGAGUCAAGUGUCUUCAAGAGCAGCUUGAAUCCUUUAAAAAUCGUGUUCAAAACUAUUGAAGGCCCUCCUUACCCUAUCAUGUAUAAGAUAGGAGACGAUCUACGACAGGAUCAGUUUGUGAUUCAAAUCAUGACACUCGUGGAGCGAAUACUCUUAAAUGAGAAUUUAGACAUGAAGCUGAAACCUUAUAAGAUUAUGGCACUGGGAUCCAUCGAAGGACUUAUCCAGUUCAUUCCCAACUCUUCCUUGUCCUCCAUUCUACAAAAACACUUGACCAUUCUUACCUACUUGCAAACUUACAACCCUGACCCUGAGGCACCACUGGGUGUCAAACCUGAGGCCAUGGACAACUAUGUUAGAUCUUGUGCUGGCUACUGUGUUCUAACUUAUAUACUGGGUGUGGGCGACCGUCAUUUGGAGAACUUACUGCUGACCACUGAUGGCUACUUUUUCCAUGCUGAUUUUGGUUACAUUUUAGGGCAGGAUCCUAAACCAUUUCCGCCUCUUAUGAAGUUGCCAAUACAAAUCAUAGAAGGUAUGGGAGGACUUGGUAAUGAAAAUUACCAGAAGUUCUGCAACUAUUGUUUCAUCACAUACAUCACAUUACGCAAAAAUGCAUCUUUGAUUCUAAAUAUUUUCCAGCUGAUGAUCGAUUCAUCAAUCCCAGUUCUACGAACCUCAGGUAGCAACGGGAUCUCGAACGAGACCGAGAAGUUCGAGCUCAUUUGGAAGAUCCAGGAAAAAUUCAUGCUCGAAUUGAAUGACGAGGAAGCCGUACUGCAUUUCCAAAAUCUCAUCAACGACAGUGUGAAUGCGUUCCUGCCCGUUGUUAUCGACAGACUACACAGUCUCGCUCAGUAUUGGCGCGCUUGA
Messenger RNA from Ogataea angusta, 3048 nucleotides. RefSeq lists its product as uncharacterized. NCBI's taxonomy places the organism in Eukaryota, Fungi, Ascomycota, Pichiomycetes, Pichiales, Pichiaceae. Gene Ontology annotation, molecular function: 1-phosphatidylinositol-3-kinase activity. Gene Ontology annotation, cellular component: peroxisome; endosome; phosphatidylinositol 3-kinase complex, class III, type I. The record is from RefSeq and is a predicted model, not a curated record. The transcript has a single exon. Bases 1 to 3048 code for a protein of 1015 amino acids. Gene Ontology annotation, biological process: autophagy of peroxisome; autophagosome assembly; phosphatidylinositol-mediated signaling.